AUGCCCGAUCCAGCUAAGCCUGCACCGAAGAAGGGUUCCAAGAAAGCCGUGACCAAGACGGCCGGUAAAGGAGGAAAGAAACGCAGAAAGUCCAGGAAGGAGAGCUAUGCUAUCUAUGUGUACAAGGUCCUGAAGCAGGUCCACCCAGACACUGGUAUCUCUUCCAAGGCGAUGGGUAUCAUGAACUCUUUCGUGAACGACAUCUUCGAGCGCAUCGCUGGAGAGUCCUCCCGCUUGGCCCACUAUAACAAGCGUUCCACCAUCUCUUCCAGGGAGAUCCAGACGGCAGUGCGUCUGCUUCUACCCGGAGAGUUGGCCAAGCACGCCGUGUCUGAGGGAACAAAGGCCGUCACCAAGUAUACCAGCUCCAAGUAA
Messenger RNA from Alosa sapidissima (American shad), 375 nucleotides. Its product is annotated as histone H2B-like. The record is from RefSeq and is a predicted model, not a curated record. NCBI's taxonomy places the organism in Eukaryota, Metazoa, Chordata, Actinopteri, Clupeiformes, Clupeidae. Gene Ontology annotation, cellular component: nucleosome. The transcript has a single exon. Gene Ontology annotation, molecular function: protein heterodimerization activity; DNA binding; structural constituent of chromatin. The coding region runs from base 1 to 375 and encodes 124 amino acids.